Messenger RNA from Tupaia belangeri chinensis (Chinese tree shrew), 2155 nucleotides. RefSeq names its product PDZ domain-containing protein 7. The record is from RefSeq and is a predicted model, not a curated record. Gene Ontology annotation, biological process: auditory receptor cell stereocilium organization; sensory perception of sound. Gene Ontology annotation, molecular function: protein binding. Gene Ontology annotation, cellular component: plasma membrane; stereocilium tip; stereocilia ankle link complex. NCBI's taxonomy places the organism in Eukaryota, Metazoa, Chordata, Mammalia, Scandentia, Tupaiidae.
ACUCCUCUGGAGGACUUGGGCCAGGGCUUUGUGGGUGAUGUUUGGGAUCUUCCGGGGCAGAUUCUUCCACCCCAUGCUGGGGACAGAUUCCUGCAACCUCUUUAGACCAGAAGCAGCCACCUUGGCCCGCGGAACUCUGGGGGCCUGGGAGUCUUUGGGGGCUUGGCUGAAGCUGCCGCAUGUCUUGAAGUCUUGCCCCCAAGGCCCGGACCCUUACUUGCAUACACAGAAGUGAUGCAACGAACAGUUCUGACCCACGCCGCUUGAAGCCCCAGGACCAAUAAUCCUAUUCCGUCUCUCAGCCUCUACUGUGGCCUGGGGACAGGAGUAGAUGGCUCAGCUGAGAGCAGGAACAAGGAGCGAGCCAGAGGUUCCCACCCUCUUCGUCUGAGCAGCGGCUCCGAAAGUCCGCGCUAGUGCCUGGACCCGGCAGUUCUCUGGCCGCGGGUGCUACAGGCCUGUAGCGCACACUCCCGGGGCAGCGCAAGUGUGGGGCUCCCGGACUCAGAGGCUGAGCCCUGCCCAGAAGCUCAUGGAGCUCCCAGCCUGUGUCCGCACCGCUCGCAGGCUCCUUCCGGACGUGUAGGGCGCCGCCCCGCCCAGCACCAUGGCCCACGGUUUUGCGGUGGGCUUCGACCCACUGGGCUUAGGAGACCUCAGCUCCGGCUCUCUGAGCUCCCUCUCCUCCCGAGGCCACCUGGGCAGCGACUCGGGCUCCACCGCAACGCGAUACCUGCUGAGGAAGCAGCAGCGGCUGGGGGAUGGGCGCCCUUUGCCCAUGGGGAGAGUCACCCUCAUCAACUCCCCCAUCGAAGCCAACAGUGACGAAAGUGACAUCAUCCACGCGGUCCGGGUGGAGAAGAGCCCUGCGGGGAGGCUGGGGUUCAGCGUGCGAGGGGGCUCGGAGCACGGCCUGGGCAUCUUCGUCAGCAAAGUGGAGGAGGGCAGCAGUGCGGAGCGGGCCGGCCUGUGCGUGGGGGACAAGAUCACGGAGGUGAACGGGCUGAGCCUGGAGAGCACCACGAUGGGCAGCGCCGUGAAGGUGCUCACGGGCAGCGGCCGCCUGCACAUGAUGGUGCGGCGCAUGGGCCGGGUGCCGGGCAUCAAGUUCUCCAAGGAGAAGACCACGUGGGUGGACGUGGUGAACCGGCGGCUGGUGGUGGAGAAGAGCGGCUCCGCGGCCUCCGACAGCAGCUCCGAGGCGGGCGCGCGGCGCAUCGUGCACCUCUACACCACGUCCGACGACUUCUGCCUGGGCUUCAACAUCCGCGGCGGCAAGGAGUUCGGUCUGGGCAUCUACGUGUCCAAGGUGGACCAUGGUGGGCUGGCGGAGGAGAACGGCAUCAGGGUGGGAGACCAGGUCCUGGCGGCCAACGGCGUCAGGUUCGACGACAUCAGCCACAGCCAGGCGGUGGAGGUGCUGAAGGGCCAGACGCACAUCAUGCUGACAGUCAAGGAGACCGGCCGCUACCCCGCCUACAAGGAGAUGGUCUCUGAGUACUGCUGGCUGGACCGCCUGAGCAACGGGGUGCUGCAGCAGCUGUCCCCCGCCUCCGAGAGCAGCUCCAGCGUCUCCUCGUGUGCCUCCAGCGCCCCCUACAGCUCGGGCUCCCUGCCCUCCGGCUGCCUGGAUGUCUGCCUGGGGCCGGAGGAGCUGGGCAGUCCCGGCCCAGGCUGGGGACGCGCGGACACCGCCAUGCAGACCGACCCUGACGUGGGGGGCCGCGUGGAGACUUGGUGCAGCGUGCGGCCCACAGUCAUUCUCCGGGACACGGCCAUCCGAUCCGAAGGGCCCCCGCCUGCCCGCCGCCUGGACUCAGCACUCUCGGAGUCCCCCAAGACGGCCCUGCUGCUGGCCCUCAGCCGGCCCCGGCCCCCCAUCACACGCUCCCAGAGCCACCUGACCUUGUGGGCCCCCUGGGUGCUCCCUCGUGUCUGCAGAGGAGAAGAAGCAGCGGAAGAAGGAGAAGUCUGGGUUCCCUGGGGAGAAGGGUGCCCUGCAGCGCUCCAAGACGCUGAUGAACCUCUUCUUCAAGGGAGGGCGGCAGGGGCGACUAGGAGGGGACGGGUGCAGAGAGGCCUGGACCCUGGACAGCGGGAGCCCGGCCAAGGCCCGCCCUUGCCUGGACCUGGAGAAAGGUGAGCCGGGGCUAGG